Molecule: messenger RNA, 2495 nt
Organism: Trichomycterus rosablanca
Lineage: Eukaryota; Metazoa; Chordata; Actinopteri; Siluriformes; Trichomycteridae
Gene: kaznb
Product: kazrin, periplakin interacting protein b
Exons: 8
Coding region: 266-1522 (418 amino acids)
Source: RefSeq, a predicted model, not a curated record
CUCACGCACACUUUUUCUUCUCAUGCGCAAUUUCUCAGCCAUUACACACACAUUAACACACUCACACACACAUGCACAACAGGUAGAAGCCGGCUGUUUUACCCAGGCAGAACACAGCAAGGAAAAGAGAAAGCUUUCUCCUGGAAUUGUCUGACUGCGCUUUAAACGGCAAGAAGGGGGGAAAGGGGCACUUUGUCGCCCCUGCUGCAUUUGACACCAUGCUUCUCUGUGUGGACUGGCUGUUCUUCAGGGCAAGAUCUUGAAGAUGAUGGAGGACAAUAAACAGCUGGCACAGCGCAUAGACGGUGCCGUCAACUCGGCCAGCCAGGAGGUGACGAACUUACGCUCGGAGCUUACAGCCACCAGUCGCAGACUUGCUGAGCUCGGAGCAAACAGCACUAGUGGAGUCAAAAACAACCACCAGCACGAUCCAUCAGUCCACCAUAGGCAGAAGGCAGUGGUAUCUGAUAUCUGUUUCCAGACAGAUAUGACGAGCCUUAUGGACUUUAACAUGCCAGACACAUCUUUGGACAAAGUGCUGCUGAGGGAGGAGGUGGCUCAGCUGCAGGAGGAAGUGCACCUACUUAGGCAGAUGAAGGAGAUGUUAAGUAAGGACCUGGAGGAGUCGCAGGGCUGCUCAGCCAACACGCUGUCCACCACUGAGCUUCGCUUGCAGCUUACAGAAAAAGAGCAUGAGCUGGACCGAGCAAAAGAGGCUUUACAAGCUAUGAAAUGCGACCGUAAGAGAUUAAAGGCAGAGAAAGCUGACCUGGUGAACCAGAUGCAGCAGCUGUACACUACACUGGAGAGUCGAGAGGAGCAACUCAGAGACUUUAUCAGAAACUACGAUCAGCACAGAAAGGAUAGCGAGGAUGCAGUGAAGGCCCUUGCAAAGGAGAAGGACAUGCUAGAAAGAGAGAAGUGGGACCUGCGCAGACAGACCAAAGAAGCCACAGAACACGCCAGCCUCUUGCGCUCUCAGAUCGACAUGAAGGAGAACAGAAUCAAAGAGCUGGAGGCCGAGCUAACAAUGGCGAAGCUGUCUCUGGCCACCCUCACCAAGGAUGUUCCAAAGAGGCACUCUGUCGCAAUGCCCUCAGAGCCAGUGGUUAAUGGGAGUCAGGAGUGGGUGAUGCAGGCUGAGCUUCCUCUCACUGCAGCCAUUAGACAGAGCCAGCAGACCCUGUACCACUCUCACCCUUCAGAUAGACAAGCUGCAUUGCGGAUCAGCCCAUGUCACUCCCGCCAGCCUUCCAUCCUCUCAGACACAUCAGCAGCAGACGGUGAUCGUUCGUCAACUCCCAGCGACAUAAACUCGCCCCGUCACCGGACUCACUCCCUCUGCAAUUCCAUGGAGGACCUCGAGGACCAGAAGCGUAAGAAAAAGAAAGAGAAGAUGAGUCUGGGCUCGCUCUCGCGAGUAUUUGCCCGGGGCAAAUCCCAACGCAAGUCUAUGGACUCUGGUCUGUUUGAUGGUACUUCCACACCUGAUUAUUAUAUAGAGGAGGAUGCUGACUGGUGAUAAACCUGUGUGAGUGUGGGCCUGUGGAUGCGUACUGGACAAAUCCUGAGCACAUAGAAAAGAGAAAAACCUGCUGCCUCCUUGAAAUGUACAGACAACAAGAUAAUGUGUAUAUAUACUCAUUUGUGUGUGAAUAGGUUUAUUCUGUUUAUGCUGUAUAACCCAUUAAUUUGUGAGAAUCUGUCUGGGGUUUUUUUUAUUAACUGGACACUUGAAAUACUGAUGUGCAUAUGUAAAUAGGAAUUCUUGUGCACCUUAAAUUUUGUUUGGCCCAAAUGUCUCUUCUUCAUGCUUGGGUUACUUUUUUAUUUCCUAGCUCCAUAUUCCAUGCAGACAAUUUUGCUGCACUCUAAUUGGAAAAGUUUUUUAAAUGUUCUAUUUAUUUGAUUACGAUUAUUUAGAUGUGGGGAGUUAUCAUUACUUAAAAACCAUAUGCUAAGAUUUCUGACUGUAUAGAACCUUACAGUUUACAUAUAGCUAUCAUAUGCAGGUUUGUUAGACCUACAAAUGUGAUAUAGUGUAUUUACAUACACACCAAUAAUAAUGUAAUUGUCAUAUUUUUAUUUACAUAUUUUAAUAAUUUGUUUAUUUUAGUGUUUAUGUGAGCAGCAAACUAAAUGUCCAAAAACACAUACUAUUAACAUAAUGUGUAAAAAUAGAAAACAUGUAAAAGUCAUGUACUAACUAGAUCAUUUAAUCUAGUGCAGUACCACAAGGUUGGGAACAGAGCAUGGGUGAUAUGAAUUCUAUGCAAUUUGCAUAAAAAAUACAAUUAAUUAAAAACUAAUUUAUACCGUGCCUAUAGAAAUCUUCAUACCCCUUUUAAAUAGACGUCUUACAGCCUGAAUUCAUAACACUCUCUAUAUAAUAACAUAAUAUCUCUCUAGCUUUGUUUACACGUUUUGCCUUACAACAUUCAAGUAAUGAGAAAAAAGGGAAACUAUUUAUUAAAAGGCUAAUUAAACAAGAAGAA